CUGCUAGUGUCUCUUAGGAGUGUGGUACCUGGAGUUUAGGGACUCCACCGGUGACAAUGACAGCAGAUGAGUUGGUUUUCUUUGUGAAUGGCAGAAAGGUGGUGGAGAAAAAUGCAGAUCCAGAAACAACCCUUUUGGUCUACCUGAGAAGAAAGUUGGGGCUGAGCGGGACCAAGCUUGGCUGUGGAGAAGGGGGCUGCGGGGCUUGCACAGUGAUGCUUUCCAAGUACGACCGUUUCCAGAACAAGAUCGUCCAUUUUUCUGCCAAUGCCUGCCUGGCCCCCAUCUGCUCCUUGCAUCAUGUUGCCGUGACUACCGUGGAGGGAAUAGGAAGCACCAAGACUCGGCUGCAUCCUGUGCAGGAGAGAAUUGCAAAAAGCCAUGGCUCCCAGUGCGGGUUCUGCACCCCUGGCAUCGUCAUGAGCAUGUACACGCUGCUUCGAAAUGAGCCAGAGCCCACCAUGGAGGAGAUUGAGAAUGCCUUCCAAGGGAACCUGUGCCGCUGCACAGGCUACAGGCCCAUCCUCCAGGGUUUCCGGACCUUCGCCCGGGAUGGAGGAUGCUGUGGGGGAAGUGGAGACAACCCAAACUGCUGCAUGAACCAGAAGAAAGACCACACAGUCACUCUCUCCCCAUCUUUAUUCAAACCAGAAGAGUUCAUGCCCCUGGAUCCCACCCAGGAGCCCAUCUUCCCUCCAGAGUUGCUGAGGCUGAAGGACACUCCCCAAAAGCAGCUGCGCUUUGAAGGGGAACGUGUGACCUGGAUCCAGGCCUCCACCCUGCGGGAGCUGCUGGAACUCAAAGCUCAGCACCCUGACGCCAAGCUCGUGGUGGGGAACACGGAGAUUGGCAUUGAGAUGAAGUUUAAGAACAUGCUCUUUCCUCUUAUUGUCUGCCCGGCCUGGAUCCCUGAGCUGAAUACGGUGACACAUGGACCAGAGGGCAUCUCCUUUGGGGCUGCGUGCCCCCUGAGCUCUGUGGAAAAGAUCCUGGUAGACGCAGUUGCCAAGCUUCCUGCCCAGAAAACUGAGGUGUUCAAAGGAUUCCUGGAGCAACUGCGCUGGUUUGCAGGGAAGCAGGUCAAGUCUGUGGCGUCCAUUGGAGGGAACAUUAUCACCGCCAGCCCCAUCUCUGACCUUAAUCCUGUGUUGAUGGCCAGCGGCGCCAAACUGACCCUGGUAUCCCGAGGCACCAGGAGAACUGUUCGGAUGGACCACACCUUCUUCCCUGGCUACAGAAAGACCCUGCUAAGUCCAGAGGAGAUAUUGCUUUCCAUUGAGAUCCCCUACAGCAGGGAGGGUGAGUUUUUCUCAGCAUUCAAGCAGGCCUCCCGACGAGAAGAUGACAUUGCCAAGGUGACCAGUGGCAUGAGAGUCCUAUUCAAGCCAGGGACCACAGAGGUGAAGGAGCUGGCCCUUUGCUAUGGAGGAAUGGCCGACAGAACUAUCUCAGCCAUCAAGACCACUGCAAAGCAGCUGUCCAAGUUCUGGAAUGAGGAGCUGCUGCAGGAUGUGUGUGCAGGCCUGGCUGAGGAGCUGCACCUGGCCCCGGAUGCCCCUGGCGGCAUGGUGGAGUUCCGGCGCACCCUCAGCCUCAGCUUCUUCUUCAAGUUCUACCUGACGGUGCUUCAGAAGCUGGGCAAAGAGAACCCUGAGGUGGAAGACAACUGUGGCCUGCUGGACCCCACCUUCACCAGUGCCACUCUGCUCUUCCACAAAGACCCUCCAGCCAACGUCCAGCUCUUCCAAGAGGUUCCCAAAGGUCAAUCUGAGGAGGACAUGGUGGGCCGUCCCAUGCCCCACCUUGCUGCCAACAUGCAGGCCUCCGGGGAGGCAGUGUACUGCGAUGACAUCCCCCGCUAUGAGAACGAGCUGUCUCUCCGGCUGGUCACCAGCACCAGGGCCCAUGCCAAGAUCAAGUCCAUAGACACUUCAGCAGCUAAGAAGGUGCCAGGGUUUGUUUGCUUCCUCUCAGCUGCCGAUAUUCCUGGGAGUAACACAACUGGACUUUUUAAUGAUGAAACAGUCUUUGCGGAAAGUGAGGUAACUUGUGUUGGGCACAUCAUUGGUGCUGUGGUUGCUGACACUCCAGAGCAUGCACAGAGGGCAGCUCAAGGGGUGAAAAUUACCUAUGAAGACCUUCCGGCUAUUAUCACCAUUGAGGAUGCUAUAAAGAACAACUCCUUUUAUGGAUCUGAGCUGAAGAUCGAGAAAGGAGACCUCAAGAAGGGGUUUUCCGAAGCAGAUAAUGUUGUUUCAGGAGAGUUGUACAUCGGUGGCCAGGAGCAUUUUUACCUGGAGACUCACUGCACCAUUGCUGUCCCAAAAGGCGAGGCGGGGGAGAUGGAGCUCUUUGUGUCUACCCAGAACACCAUGAAGACACAGAGUUUUGUUGCGAAAAUGUUGGGGGUUCCAGAAAACCGGAUUGUAGUCCGAGUGAAGAGAAUGGGAGGAGGCUUUGGAGGGAAGGAGACCCGGAGCACUGUGGUGUCUACAGCAGUGGCCUUGGCUGCAUACAAGACAGGCCGUCCUGUACGCUGCAUGCUGGACCGUGAUGAGGACAUGCUGAUAACUGGUGGCAGACAUCCCUUCCUGGCCAGAUACAAGGUUGGCUUCAUGAAGACUGGAAAGGUCGUGGCUCUGGUGGUAGAUCACUUCAGCAAUGCGGGGAACACCGAGGAUCUCUCUCGGAGUAUAAUGGAACGAGCUCUAUUCCACAUGGACAACUGCUAUAAGAUCCCCAACAUCCGGGGCACUGGGCGGGUGUGCAAGACCAACCUGCCCUCCAACACGGCCUUCCGGGGCUUUGGGGGUCCCCAGGGGAUGUUCAUUGCCGAGCAGUGGAUGAGUGAAGUCGCAGUGACCUGUGGGCUGCCAGCGGAGGAAGUGCGGAGGAAAAACCUGUACAAAGAAGGGGACCUGACACACUUCAACCAGAAGCUUGAGGGGUUCACCCUGCCCAGGUGUUGGGAUGAAUGUCUAGCAAGCUCUCAGUAUCACGCUCGGAAGCGUGAAGUCGACAAGUUCAACAAGGAGAAUUGUUGGAAAAAGAGAGGACUGUGCAUAAUCCCAACCAAGUUUGGAAUAAGCUUCACUGUGCCUUUUCUGAACCAGGCAGGAGCCCUGAUUCACGUGUACACAGAUGGCUCUGUGCUGCUGACCCAUGGGGGCACUGAGAUGGGCCAAGGCCUGCACACCAAGAUGGUCCAGGUUGCCAGCAGAGCUCUGAAAAUCCCCACCUCCAAGAUUUACAUCAGUGAGACGAGCACUAACACUGUGCCCAACACCUCUCCCACGGCUGCCUCUGUCAGCACUGACAUCAAUGGUCAGGCUGUUUACGCAGCCUGUCAGACCAUCCUAGAAAGGCUGGAACCCUUCAAGAAAAAGAAUCCCAAAGGCUCCUGGAAAGACUGGGUCAAAGCUGCCUACGAGGAUGCAGUGAGCUUGUCUGCUACUGGGUUUUAUAAGACACCCAACCUUGGCUACAAAUUUGAGACAAACUCCGGGAAUCCCUUCCACUACUUCACCUAUGGGGUGGCUUGCUCUGAAGUAGAAAUUGACUGCUUAACAGGGGAUCAUAAGAACCUCCGCACCGAUAUUGUCAUGGAUGUUGGCUCCAGUUUGAAUCCUGCCAUUGAUAUUGGACAGGUGGAAGGGGCAUUUGUUCAGGGCCUUGGCCUCUUUACCCUGGAGGAGCUGCACUACUCCCCCGAGGGCAGCCUGCACACCCGCGGGCCCAGCACCUAUAAGAUACCUGCAUUUGGAAGUAUCCCCAUUGAAUUCAGGGUGUCCCUGCUCCGCGACUGCCCCAACAAGAAGGCCAUCUAUGCAUCCAAGGCUGUUGGGGAGCCGCCCCUCUUCCUGGCUGCCUCUAUCUUCUUCGCCAUCAAGGAUGCCAUUCGGGCAGCUCGAGCUCAGCGUGCAGAUUAUAGUACAAAGCAACUUUUCCAGCUGGACAGCCCUGCGACCCCGGAGAAGAUCCGCAAUGCCUGUGUGGACCAGUUCACCACCUUGUGUGUCACUGGAGCACAGGAGAACUGUAAGCCCUGGUCUCAGAGGGUCUGAAGAGAAAGUCCCCAGCAGAGUGUUCUUGUGCUACAGUGGAGCUUCCAUGGAGCAGGAAGCACAUACUACAAAACCCAGAUCUAUACAAGCUGGACGACAAAGCUGUGAUU
This is a messenger RNA of Marmota flaviventris (yellow-bellied marmot), 4174 nucleotides long. The record is from RefSeq and is a predicted model, not a curated record. NCBI's taxonomy places the organism in Eukaryota, Metazoa, Chordata, Mammalia, Rodentia, Sciuridae.